Messenger RNA from Effrenium voratum, 480 nucleotides. The record is from the annotation of a GenBank genome assembly. Lineage: Eukaryota; Dinophyceae; Suessiales; Symbiodiniaceae.
AUGUCCUUCAUCCAGCAGCUGGCGACUCAGUCGCAGGCCACGCAGCAGGCGUGGGUGCAACGCCAGGCGGAGGCGUUCAAGGCAAAGUGCAUGGAAGCGAGCCGCUCCACGACUGAAACCAGUUGCGCGAUGACCGUGACAGCCAAACCCGGCAAGCAAAUGGCAAAUUUGCUGCAGGCAGAGCUCAAGACAGUUGGCUUCAGCUCGCUGAAUGUGAGUCAGUCUCAAAAGUGGCCCGACCAGAUUCACAUUAAGGCCUCAUGGGAUGCCGUCAAGGCAGCGCCCGCCCCAAAGCAUCACGCGCCUGCGGGCGGCGUUUCGGAGACCUGCGGCAUUUGCCAGGAGCGGGCGCUGCUGACGGCGCUGGCGCCCUGCGGUCACACCAUGUGCCGCGGCUGCCUGAAGCAGCACGGGCAGCAGGUGUGUCCCUUCUGCCGGCAGCCGGUGCAGGCGGCGACCAACAGCCUCUUCAUCGGCUGA